CUUUCAAAGGAUCCUAUGGAAAAUCUGGGAAUCAAGCCUGAAGAUGAAGAGGAAGUAAAAGGAAGUACAGGAGAUGAAGAAGUUGAAGGAGAUGAAACACUCGUUCAUUUCGUAUCGAGUCGUCUGUCGAGCAAGUUUCUACGGAGUCCAGAAGAGGAAACACCCAGAAUAAUAUAUAAGUUUUCGAUCUGUUACGAUAAUGGAAAUCAUCUUCUUAAACAAGAUCCACUCGUUAGGCACUCGUGCAAGGCGCAAUUAUUAACAGAGGGCUAUGGCACUAUUUUCGCUACCUACUUGACGGUAGACGGAUUCGACGUAUACGUAAAUACAUAUAUGUAUAUAUAUGUGUAUAUAUAUGUACGUCUUUCUCCGUACUGUGUACUUUCUAUGUAUUAAAGUCUAAUUAUGUACAUAUUUAUUUAUGUAUUUGUCUACAAAAUGACCUACUAUCUAUAUCUAUCUGAGAAUCGUCAACGACGUAAAUCGAAAUAACAUAGAAAAGAAAAUUAUUAGAUAAAUUAAAACGAAAAGUGGAAUUUAAAUUGAAGGAGAAAGGAAACAUUGAUUGGAACGAGAGGGAAGUUUAAAUAAAAGGAGAAAGAAAACAUUGAUUAAAAUGAAAAAAGA
Molecule: messenger RNA, 627 nt
Organism: Vespula vulgaris
Lineage: Eukaryota; Metazoa; Arthropoda; Insecta; Hymenoptera; Vespidae
Exons: 5
Coding region: 16-396 (126 amino acids)
Source: RefSeq, a predicted model, not a curated record